GUGGCCACAGUGUAAGGCUGUGGUGCUAGUGUCAGUGUGCAAAUGCACAUGUGUGAAUGGUACCGUGUCCGCUCUGUAAUGCACCUUGAGCUGUCAAGGAAGGUAGAAAACUGUAAUAUAAGUACACACAUUUCACUUCCUGACUUUACAAAUUGAUUUUUAAAAAUUUUACGCAGCCUUUACUUGAGUACAUUUUUUGACUAAUUACCCACCAUUUGUCACUUCUGUAAAAACACAAGUUCUUUGGUUAUCGAAUUUAUUUGUGUCAGACAAACACUUUGUUAAGAUUUCUUUGCUGAAAUGGUCUGAAGAUGUCAGAUGACCUACUUAACAUGCCAGCAUCUUGACUGCUGUUUCACAACAUUCACUUUUUUUUUUUUUAGAUAAUAACGGAUAGUUAAAUAUCUCAACCAUAAAAAUGCUGGUCUUCUUUAAUAAAAGACAUUUUUUUUACAGAAUAUUCCUGCUGAGCUUCAUGACUGGUGUUUCCAUGCCGUGACUUGGCUUCCACAGGUCAAGCUCUUCAUAUUACAUUUUUAAUAAUAAAUGAAGCUCCGUUGGUGACAUGAUACAGCCGUUCAACUCCACAGAUAACCGAACUUCAUUCCAACUACAAAGGAUCCUCCAUUUCUCUUUGGCUUUCAAAAUGCCGUUCAGGACCGACUUUCAUGCAGACCUGCAGACAGCUGGGAAGUCCUCCAUACAUGACAGCCUGUGCAAAUCGUUCUCCAUGAGCAGCACAAGCGUUACCAGAGGUGGUCGAUUCGGAAACAGAAAAACAGAGGAGACUAAAGCUCUGCCCAGAGCCUCCAGACGACCUGUGCGGAUAGUCCGGCCCGUGAGCGCCGUCAGCUCUGCCGCCUCCUUCCCACAGAUGAAUGACCUGCAAGGAGAGCUGGUCAGAAAGAGGAAGGAAUGUGAGGAUCUGAAGAAGGAAAACAAGUUCUUAUUGAAUGAGAUCCACAUGGAGCGGAUUAUGAUGCGCACAGAGAGCGAGCUGACCAUGAGGAGCCUCAGGAGCCUGAACCAGGAUCAGCAGGCCCAAGUCAAAGAGGUCCUCACUGUUUUCAGCAGCAAAUCACUCAAGAUUGGACUGAAUGACUGACACCAUCCAUCCAUGACAACACCAGCGCACCCACACACUCAUACGAUUCCCCCAUGAAGGCUUAUACGAUGGCACCUUAUAUUUCUCACACCGUUUCUUUUAGAAAGCCAUUAUUCCUUCUACAUGAUGUGGACACUGAUCACUUGGCUUCUUGUUUCUAUUGUAGCUGAGACUGAGAACCUCUUUCUCAAAGAUGGUUAAAGGGACAGCAAGUCAUGACAUCUGUUCAACUGGUGUUUAAUCAUCCAAGUUAGACGUCACAGAAGAAGCUUUUAAGAGCCACUCUGAAAAAAACAAACAUUUUUAACAUGUUCUUGUGCCAUUUCGUUUUGAUGACCGCUAGGAACCAUCUGAAAAAAGAUCAAACGAUGAUGGGAAUGGGACUUCACGGGAACAAAAUAGUCACUGAUUUGGCUCUUGCUGUCCAGGAUGGCAUUACAUCAUGUAUAAAAAGAAGCAUCUAGUGUUUCUGACUGAUUCUCCCCAUUUGUGCAUCAGCUGAAGCAGAAGCUUUAUCACAGCCAGCAGAGGGCGACCCUGUGCUCUCGAGCUGCAGACGAGGCAGAGGAGUCCAAAAGGGAGGCAGAGCAGAGCCGAGCCCUGGCUGAGGCCCGGGCCCUCGGCUGUCAGCGGGACAAGGAGACAGCUGAGGCAGACAGGAGACGCCUCAGUGAUGAGAUGCAGCUUCUCAGAAAGGAGCAUACCAACCUGCAGCUUUUAUUGGUCCAAACCGAGAAAAACUACUUUGAGAGCAUGCUGAAGCUGGAACGAGCAUCAGGGGAGAAAGAGGCGCUGAUGCAGGAGAACCAAAGUCUUUCAGAGGACAGGGACGAGCUGCGGCUGAAGCUGAGGCAAACCACACAGGAGAAGGCAGAAAUCCAAGACAGUGAGAUGGGUCUGAGGCAUAAAGCCAUGGCACUGGAGCAGGAGAGCAAAAGAGCCAGCCAGGCGCAGCGGGAGGCCGAGGCUGAGAGGCGUCUGGUGGAGAAGGAGCGGCAGGAGAGGGCGGCCGAGUCCCGGAGCUGGAGGGAGAAGCACCAGGAGCUGGCCGAUGUCCUCAGAGCUCAGGAGGACCUCAAAGCUCAGCGACAGAACAAAGCAUGUCAAGCCAACAUCAAGAGCUAUUUUCUCUGCAUGACAGAGAAUGAUCAGCGCAUCAGAAUCCUCAAAAACCCGGAUGGCGCACCGAGGAAUUUUACAGAAGGAGAUCCUGUCUUCAUUUCCACAACUGAGUCCAGUCCUCAAGAAUCUGAGGGUAGUUCAUCCAGGACCGUACUCAGGAUUUCAGCCCCACACCCUGGCAGGGAGCUGGGACCGAGCCACUUUGACGACCUGCCAGCGGUUGAAGGAGAGCGACCCAACUCUGCUCCAUCCCGAAGAGGCAGGAAGCUGGUGGAAUACUUUUGGAUCCCAACAGACCAGGAGUGACGAUGCUCCUCUGGUGGCCUACAGCCAGUAGAUUCAAUUAAAAAAACUGUAAGAACAAAGAAACGCAGCUGAUGCUCAUGUGUUGGACUUUAUUGACAUUUAAGCAAGAGGUGAACAGAAAUCAGGAAAAUCCACUGUCUUAUCCAAACACACAGGUUUAGGGUCAAAUGUUUAUUCAAUUCAGGAUCAGUUACAGGCUUUUUGAUGUACACUUCAUCUCAUGAUCAAUCAUCUUAUUUUCUGAAGCCAGGACAAUAAUUGGUCCAAAUUUAGAACAACAGCAAUUUCAUUGGUGCAUUUCUGCAAGAAUCUGCUGGAUGUUGUCCUACUUGCAAACAACCAGAAGCCUCCCUAAAAACGUCUUGCUUUCAUGCUGGAAAAGGGAAAAAACAACAACACAACUUGACCAUGGCGGUUGAAUAGCCUUCAAUUCUCUGUUCCUCACAGCAGGAAGCCUAAACAGCCCGUGUCAGAGGUAGAAACACGGCGUCUGUGAAGCACAUCCACCACACGUCUUCUAAAUAUUGUAACAACGAAGGAUUAUUGCAACGACUCGUAAUGAGGAGGAGAUGACCAAGAUGCUCAGCGUGACCAGAAAGAAAACUGUGGUUCAACACAUUUGUUGUGAAGGUUUCACAGGUUAAUGCUUCAUUUUCGGCCUUUUCCUUACAUGUUCUGACCUGCCAGCAGCUGGAGGCAGGACCUUCUUCAAGUUUGGGGGGAGAAAACGCUCAAAAGCGUGAAGCACGUGUUCUCGUUGGCGCCUACAUGCUGGGACUACUUUGAAUGAGGAUCCUCUCCGAAAUGAGUCGGUCCUCUACCGGGGAGGGGAGGGGGCACACCCGCCCCAACCCGCUGAAGGGGGGGAAGCACAUGCAUCAA
Molecule: messenger RNA, 3415 nt
Organism: Oryzias latipes (Japanese medaka)
Lineage: Eukaryota; Metazoa; Chordata; Actinopteri; Beloniformes; Adrianichthyidae
Source: RefSeq, a predicted model, not a curated record